Molecule: messenger RNA, 1305 nt
Organism: Panonychus citri (citrus red mite)
Lineage: Eukaryota; Metazoa; Arthropoda; Arachnida; Trombidiformes; Tetranychidae
Product: protein tramtrack, beta isoform-like
Exons: 3
Coding region: 473-1009 (178 amino acids)
Biological process (GO): regulation of transcription by RNA polymerase II
Cellular component (GO): nucleus
Molecular function (GO): protein binding
Source: RefSeq, a predicted model, not a curated record
CUCUGUUCACUUUCUCCUCUUUCUUUAAUCUUUUCUUUUGUGUUUUGUUCCACAAUUUUUUGAUUUUUCUCUUUUACCCGGAAAUUAAUUCGAUGUUAAUUGAUUUUCUUCAUUUAAUGAAAUUCAAUUGAUUGAAUGAAAUUCUUAAUUGCUCUGGUAUUCGUUUCUUAAAGAUCUGAUACAUUUUCGCCCAUGUAAUCUUCAUCAUCUGUGUUUCUCUUUGUUACCUGUUUGAUGAAAUUUUUCUACAUUCAUGGUUGAAUUUUCGGCGAUCUCAAUCAAUCUGCUUUUCCAUUUUGUUUUUAAUUUUUAUUAUUUUUUCCACAUUUUCCUUUAUUUUUCACCUCUUCUGUCUCAAAAGAAUUACAACCAUUGAUUAAUCGAUAAAGCGAGGGAAAACCACCUUUUGAUCAUCUUAAUUUACGAAUAUUUUUCUUUUGUUGGUUAACAUUUUACAUAACACUAAUUCACCAUGUCCUCUGCACAAGCAUUUUGUCUCCGACGUAAUAACCAUAGUUCAGACAUGUCUGAGCACUUUGAACGAAUGUUUAAAGAAGAAUCAUUAGUUGAUGUAACUCUCUCUUGUAAAGAUGGUAGUAUUCGAGCUCAUAAGAUGGUUUUGAGUGCUUGUUCUUCGUAUUUCAAGAACAUUUUCAGCAAAUUCAUUAACCCAUAUCAAUAUCCAGUUGUCAUCAUGAAGGACGUACCAUUUGCUGAUCUUAGAGCUAUAGUUGAGUUCAUUUAUCGAGGUGAAGUAUUUGUACCUCAAGAACAAUUGGCAUCGGUUCUUAAAUCAGCCGAAUCAUUGAAAGUAAAAGGAUUAUCCGAUGUCAAUGUGAACAAAAGUCAACUGCAACUUCCUCGACAACAGCAGCACAUCUCUGGUGAGCACAGCGCUGGUCAACUUGGUGCUAAUGUUCCAUUACAACACAUUUCUUCGGGUGUUCAUGGUCAAGCUGAAUUCGCUGCUACCCAAUCUCACAAUUUCUUAUUGACUAAACAAGGAUAAGAUCAUUUUACUUGCAUCACAUUUGGUAAACAAAUAAGAAGAACUAAAAAAUCAAACAUCCUUCACGUUCUUGCGAUUUAAUGAGAAGCAGCUAUUGUAUAAAUGGCAUGGAUGUUAUUCAUCAUUUUUUUCUCUCUUUCUCUCUUUCUCUCACUCUCCCUUUUUUCUUUUCUCAUAAAUUCUUUCUUCCUAUUUCUGUCCACCUUAACCUUUCCUCUUCUUUCUCUCGAUCAUCCGAUUAUCAUCUCUAUUAAUAAAGACUGAUAUAGAAUCAACUUUGUCCUCUACCACAAAAA